Molecule: messenger RNA, 1009 nt
Organism: Cuscuta europaea
Lineage: Eukaryota; Viridiplantae; Streptophyta; Magnoliopsida; Solanales; Convolvulaceae
Source: the annotation of a GenBank genome assembly
AUGUCAAAUUUCUUUUCCUAUAUUUUCAAACUCCAUAAUGCGUACCGUAUAUGGUAUAUGUGCUCUGCGCCUGUCUAGCCCGAAAGCUUUCUUUUUCCCGCGUACGUAGCUUUGCUGCCGUCGUCCAGACGUCCACGAUCGCCGGCAACCUGUCACCGGAGUAAGCAAGCCUUUAUUAUACUCUACAAUCAUCAACAAGCAUUUUACGCAUUCGAUAUCCAGCGUGUCACGACCGUGUGCUUGUGUUAGAUAUAAGUGCUUCCUUUGUCUUUCACUCCAGAGCAAGUACUAGUCUAUGGUGAUGAGCCAAUUUCUUGCUAUUCUCUUCUGUUUCUCUUUGCAUAUUAUCAUUGCAGUCUCUGAUUCUGGACAUGAGUGGAGCAAGAUAGGUUCGCAUGAAGCCAGUGGAGAUAGAAACAUCACCACAAAUAUGAAGCAGCAGAAUCCAAAUUUCAGCAACAGAAAAAUCCUUCCACGUGGGGAGUGUGCAGCAAAGGAUUUGAGCAUUUCACAAAGCACAUAUUCAACAACAGGGAUCCCACAAUAUGUAGUGGAGAUACUCAACACAUGCACGUCAUCAGCUGGUUGUGCCCCAUCCAACAUCCACCUCAACUGUGGCUGGUUUGCCUCUGCUAGAUUAGUGAACCCAAACGCAUUUAAGAGGCUGUCUUACGAUGAUUGCUUGGUGAAUGGAGGAAAGGCUAUGAAGGCCAACCAGUUGAUCCGCUUCACCUACUCAAACACAUUCAAGUACCCUCUCUCCCUCAAGUCUGCCAAAUUCUGCUGAUGAUUUGCUUCAGUUUUGGUAGCUUUUUCUGUUGUUGGGGAGUAAUAAACAUGUACGCGUAUACAACUUUACUUUGUUAUAUUUAGGUAUUUAGGUAUAAACAUGUACGCAGUUCACAAAUACAACGAGAAGUGUGGUCAUCUUUUCCCGCUUAUACAAACAUAUCAGCCAACUUUUUCAUCAAACAGAUAAUUUUUUAUUUCACUCGCUAAAUUAAGUAAU